AUGGCGGAUCAGGGGGCGCAAGCCAACAGGAAAAGGACCUUCAGGACCUUCAAGUUCAGGGGAUAUGAACUGGAAAAACUCUUGGAAAUGCCUAUGGAUAACUUCAUCUCUCUCUUGAGGUCCAGGCAGAGGAGACGAUUCUCCAGGGGCAUCAAAACGAAAACACUGACUCUCCUUAAAAAGCUAAGGGCGGCGAAGAAGGAUCUAGCCUAUGGCGAAAAACCGGAACCCGUGAAAACCCACCUCAGGGACACCAUCAUCAUUCCCGAAAUGAUCGGAUCAAUUGUCGGCGUCUACAAUGGCAAGCAAUACAUUAACGUCGAAAUUAAGCCCGAAAUGGUCGGGUACUACGUUGGAGAAUUCUCCAUUACGUACAAACCCGUCAUGCACGGAAAACCCGGUAUAGGAGCGACGCACUCAUCGAGGUUCAUUCCGCUUAAGUAG
Messenger RNA from Babesia sp. Xinjiang, 444 nucleotides. Its product is annotated as 40S ribosomal protein S15. The transcript is spliced from 3 exons. Gene Ontology annotation, molecular function: structural constituent of ribosome. The coding region runs from base 1 to 444 and encodes 147 amino acids. Lineage: Eukaryota; Apicomplexa; Aconoidasida; Piroplasmida; Babesiidae. Gene Ontology annotation, cellular component: cytosolic small ribosomal subunit; ribosome. The record is from RefSeq and is a predicted model, not a curated record. Gene Ontology annotation, biological process: ribosomal small subunit assembly; translation.